Messenger RNA from Oncorhynchus nerka (sockeye salmon), 3347 nucleotides. RefSeq names its product 5-hydroxytryptamine receptor 3A-like. The coding region runs from base 1552 to 3024 and encodes 490 amino acids. The transcript has 10 exons. NCBI's taxonomy places the organism in Eukaryota, Metazoa, Chordata, Actinopteri, Salmoniformes, Salmonidae. Gene Ontology annotation, cellular component: neuron projection; synapse; postsynaptic membrane. Gene Ontology annotation, biological process: chemical synaptic transmission; nervous system process; monoatomic ion transmembrane transport. The record is from RefSeq and is a predicted model, not a curated record. Gene Ontology annotation, molecular function: acetylcholine-gated monoatomic cation-selective channel activity; serotonin-gated monoatomic cation channel activity.
CAAUACAAAUAAAAUGGCUUUAUGAACGAAUGUAUUAUUGGCAGCGUGAUGAUAAAGUUAAAAAGGAUUAACUGUAUUUUAGCCAUGUUUCCUCCAUACAGGUUUAGCUACUCCUAACGACAAUUAUUUGAAUGUUCAUCUUAACACGAUGCUAAUGUUUACAGAGACAGUAUUGAUUGCAAACAUCUACAGUUGAAGUCGGAAGUUUACACACACCUUAGCCAAAUACAUUUAAACUCAGUUGUUCACAAUUCCUGACAUUUAAUCCUAGUAAACAUUCCCUGUUUUAGGUCAGUUAGGAUCACCAUUUUAUUUUAAGAAUGUGAAAUGUCAGAAUAAUUACUAGAGAGAAUGAUUUAUUACAGAUUUUAUUUCCUUCGUCACAUUCCCAGUGGGUCAGAAGUUUACAUACACUCAAAUAGUAUUUGGGAGCAUUGCCUUUAAAUAGUUUAACUUGGGUCAAACGUUUCUGGUAGCCUUCCACAAGCUUCCCACAAUAAGUAGGGUGAAUUUUGGCCCAUAAUUAUUGGAAUGUUCAUCUUAACACGAGGCUGAUGUUUACAGACACAUUAGUACUUGAUUGCAGAUAUCUACGAAUAAAGAGGUCUCCUUAAUUAAGUCAUGAACUAAUUCCAGGACUCAUAUUAUCGCCAGUCUAUAAUUAAAUUAUCAGCCUCUAUGUUGUAUCAGACACGAGAUAGAGAAUAAACAUUACCAUUUCAUAACAUUUCAGAAGUUAUAUAACAAAUGAUUUGGGUGGGAGAGCUGAAUGGGGGGACAUUGGGACACCUGUUCCUUUGUGUGCUGAGGUGAACCCACAGCUCAUUUCCAUAGCCCAGUACAUGUAUUGUCUCCAGAGCUGUGGUACACUAUCGUCCGAUGCCCACUGGUUGCACUUGUUGCGUAGGUUGGUACACCACAGUUCUGAGGUGAAAUGUCCCCUAGGUACAGGUCUAGGAUCAGCUUCCCCUCCCCCAAUCCUAACCUUAACCAUUAGUGUGGAAAAUGAUACACUUGACCCAGGAUCAGCUUCUAUGGGCAACUUCACCCUCCACCACAGCCAUUUACUGUGGCUCACGCCUGUUUUGUAUCCAACCCCCUGCAGGUAAAGUAGCUCUGUACCACAAGAGUUCACCUGCUCUACUGACCACCUCAUUUGCCCCAAGGUUUAUGGAUCUCACUCAUGGUCUUCUCUGUUGCUAGGCAUAUUUCUACCACAUUUCUACAACACUUUAGUUUGAUUGCACAAUCAAGAAUAUCAUUGAAUCCUCGUGUCACUUCUAACGUAUCAGAGAUCUUUGUUGUAGGAGAACGGUGUUCAAACUUGAAAAUAGUCUGGAGCUGUAAGAUUUUCUGUGGAUUCUCCAACAGCAACUUAUGAUAUGACAUGACAAUACAUCAACAUAAGUGUUUAACUAUGCAAAUGAGUCUGUAUAUAUACAAUUUGUUCCAGCUGGUGAAGAGGUGCCAUCGAUGGGUGUUAGGAAACAAAGCUUUGCUCUGAACAGUUCUUCAGCCAUAUGAUCGAAACGGUCAACAACUUGCUGCUUAAUGGCAGCCAAGGAUUUUUCCAAAAUGGAGUCUCAACGAUGGUGGGUCAGUUCCCACCAGGUUCUGUUCAUCAUCUGCUGCAUCAUGGUACAGGCGCCAUGCCUGAGAUGUAAGAUAGUGGUGAACUGCACCAACCCCAACACCAUAUCCCUUCUGGCCGCCCUGGAGAACGUCAUGACAUUGUACUCCAUACGACCUGUCAUGAACCUCUCAACCCCCACCAACAUCAGCAUGUACUUCACUCUCUACGGCAUCCUGGGUGUGGAAGAAAAAGCACAACUGUUGAACACCUACAUUUGGCUGGUGAAGGAAUGGGAGAAUGAAUUUUUCAGCUGGGACCCAGUCCAAUGCGGCUCUGCCAAUAUUUCUCUCCCCAGGGAAAGGUUCUGGUCACCAGAUGUGGUAAUCAAUGAAUUUAUGGAUGAAAACAGAGCUCCCAUCGUCCCUUAUGUGUACAUUAAGCACACUGGUAUAGUGCGAGACGCCAACCCUGUCAGAGUGGUUAGCUCCUGUAACCUGGAGAUCUACACCUUCCCCUUUGACGUCCAGAACUGCACCUUCACCUUCAGAUCCUAUAUCCACCGCGUGUCGGACAUAAGGAUUAUUUUAGGGAAGAAGGUGGAGGACAUCCUGAAACGCUCCAUUAGCGUGAUGUCCACUGAAGGGGAGUGGGAGCUGAUGGACAUCAAAUCCAGCAAGUUCAAGUUAUCAACAUUUGAUCAGGGAGAAAGCAACGCCUAUGAUGAGCUCUGCUUUUACAUUAUCCUGAGGCGCAGAGCCACCCUCUACGUGGUGAACCUCCUGAUCCCCAGCUGCUUUCUCAUCACUGUGGAUCUCUUCAGCUUCCUGCUGCCUCCCCAGAACGUGGACCGCUCCUCCUUCAAGAUGACCCUAAUUUUGGGCUACUCCGUCUUCCUGCUCAUCGUAAAUAACCUGCUGCCCGUUACAGGAAGCACCAUUCCACUGAUAAAUGUGUUCUUCGCCAUCUGCUUGACUCUGAUGGUGGCCAGCCUGCUGGAGACUAUUCUCAUCACCAACCUCCUGGUCGGCUCCAGUAACUUCCACCCAGUGCCUGGCUGGGUCCGAGUGCUCGUCCUGCGCUUCAUGGGCACCCUCGUCUGGCUGCCUCAGAAAUCCAGAGAGGACAAGAUCAUCCUCAAUCCAGUUGCAAGAGAAACAGAUGUGAAAGUCUGCCCUCUAGUGACGGUGGAGAGACAGGUUCAAACAGGAGAACCAGGUAAGAUGUGGGCAGAGGCAGGCGAUCCAGCCCUGGCGGAGCUGAGGAAUCUGGGCAAUGAGCUCCAGUCCAUCCGCCUCCAGGUGGCCCAGCAUGUGGACGGGAACCAGAUCUCCCAGGACUGGAUGCAGGUGGGCUACAUCAUAGACCGGCUGCUGUUUGGCGUCUACUGCGUCUUCGUCACAUUCAGCUUCAUCGUCAUCCUCAGCAUCUGGAGUAAUUCAUACAAACAGUGAUGUACUGGUUAAAAAAAUAGGUGGUUAAACGCCAUUCGCUGUGAAUAAAGAAAUGCUCCCGAUAUGUUCUUUGUAUUUUUCCAAGAUAGGUGGCUAAAUGUUUGUGUAAAAUACAAAAUGUUUGGAAAGAGUGCUUACCCUCCACUACACCACUGUGUACAAGACUUAAGAGUCUCCCAUGUUGUCAACUGCUGUUUAGAUUUAAAAACAAUUACCUUAAAAUUAGCAUAACUUAACAAUUGUUUGUUUGAUCUUCUGGCUGCAUUGAGUAAGUGUGUUGACUUAUAUUACUAUAUUAGAUUAAAUGUAUGUUUCUUUGUCAA